Messenger RNA from Cyclospora cayetanensis, 3324 nucleotides. Its product is annotated as myb-like protein Q. Lineage: Eukaryota; Apicomplexa; Conoidasida; Eucoccidiorida; Eimeriidae. The record is from RefSeq and is a predicted model, not a curated record. Gene Ontology annotation, biological process: DNA-templated transcription.
AUGAAGGAUCUCGUCUGCGCUGCCCUGCCGCAGUGGCUGCAUCAGGAAGCCUGUGCUGCUGAGUGGGCAGUGGCGGCAGCAAGCCUCCCCGAACCCCCGAAUCUCGGCUCUCCAGUUCUCUUUUCAUUCCUAGGAGAAAACUACAGACAGCACGAAUGGGUACGCUUGAAGAGCCACGGAAGCAAGGAUUGGAUUGCACAAAUCAUAGCCUUUGUGCCGCCUCAAAAAGAUCAUCUCACAGCGGCAGACCGCUCAGCGGCUGCUGCAGAAGCGGGGGGAAAGAUCGUGUGCAGGUGGGCAUGGGAUCCUGUUGACUUGCGACAGGAGUGCUGCCCUGAUCUUCCCCUCGACGUGUACAGCCAGUUCGAGCUGGUGCCGGCUCUGAACUUCUUCGAUUUGAAUCCGAUCGCCUCGAUCAAGGGCAAGGUGGUCGUAGAAACGCUGCAGCAAUGGCUGCGCAGGCGUGCCUUCCCGCUGAACAGCAGCAGCAAUAGCAGCGGCAAAAACGGCUCGCAAGACGAGUUGGAAGGAAAAGGAAGCGACGACGAAGAAGCUGUACCACUGGUGCUCUUCUACCGCCACGCGUUCGAUGUAGACUGUGGCUUCGACCCGCAGAUUCCCGCCGAUACUUUUCGCUUCAAGCGCAUCAAAACGCAGCAGCAAGAAGCCCCCUCGGGAACGGCUGCCUCGGAACUGCUGACCCCCUCCACAGCCUUCAGAAAGCGCUCAACAGCGCGAAAUCCGGAUGCUCGUCUCUUCUUCUGCAUCAAAUGCAAGCACACGUAUGGGCCCCCAGAUGACGUGGGGCCCCCCGCCUGGAAGCCAGGACCAGAUCAGAGGCGCUUGCUGGAGCAGUACUUACAGCAAAAGCUGCUCCCCAGCAGCAGCAGCAGUGGAGAACGCGCGGUGUACGCGUUGCUACAGCGGGAAAUAGAACAAGAGACCGCAGGAGGGGGGGGGGCAGGGGGCCCCCAUAAGGGGGCGUCAGCUUCUUCCUGCGCAGAGGGGCCCAUUCAGAUGGACUCUCCAGACUGCUUACCCUAUCUGUACAAAACGUAUCCUUCCCAGGAGGACAUAUCCAUUUGCUGCUGGCGUUGCACGCGGAGGGAACGCAAGCGCGAAGCGAUUCAGGAUGCCGCAGCAGCCUCUACGACGGCGGCUGCGAAGAGCGUGAAGGGCGGCUCCUCCAAGGCUGCUGUCACGGGGGUGUCUGAACACAAGCGGCAUGUGAAGAGCACGGUGGCAUGCAGCCAGCAGAAGCAGGCCGCUAGCGGCGUGGCGGCUAGCGGGCCCUGUGUGAAGCUCCCCAAAGAGGAGCAGCCGCAACAACAUGUGCGACAUGUGCAGCAACAGCAGCGGCAGCAGCAGCAGCAGCAGCAGCAGCAGCAGCAACAUGCACAGCUGGAAGAUGAGGAAGUGCCCGAGUCCACCGGGAGUGAGUACAGUUGUAGCAGCAGCAGCAGCAGCGUGGGCGAGGAAAGCGAUCCUGAGUUUGAUGCUGCAGAGUUGCGAGAGGAAUACUUAUCUCUUCAUGAUGUUGACAGAGAGGAGCUGUACCUGAAGGAGAGAGAGGCCCUCAAGCGGCGAGCUUCUGCGGCGCUGGCGACUGCAGCUGCCGCAGCCAAGCAGCGGCAGCAGCAGCACCAGCAGGAAAGCUUUCAAGCGCAAAGGCAGCAGCAGCAGCAGCAGCAGCAGCAGCAGCAGCAGCAGGGCCCCCCCCCGACGCUGCUGGGGCCCUUAGUGCGACAGCGGGACUGGCAACAAGGGGCCUCCCGCCGGUUGCAGAAGCUCGAGGAGAUUUAUCACCUAGGGAUACGCGAGUUGCAGCCAAAGUUGCAGCUGCAGCAGGAGGCAGAUGCGGCGGCAAAAGUCGCCAAAGCAGCAGCAGCACCAGUGGACAGCAGUGCGAGCAGCAACGGCAGCAGCAGCAGCAGUAGCAGUGGCAGUGGCAAGGGCAGUGAUGUCAUGAAAGGGGCUUCCGAAGCCAAUGGAUCCCUUUCGCCUGCGGCUUCGGGAGCUGCAGCAGCACGAGACGCCCUUGGCUGUGGGCAGCAACAAGAGCAGCAGCAGCAAAAGGAAGAGGGUGCUGUCAAGUUGCUGCCGGCUGAGCUCAAGUAUCCGUCUGCAGCGGCUUUUGCCGCUGCGGUGCAUGCGGCAUUCAGUAAAAUGUACGGGGGGGCCCCGCCGCGUCUGCGCCAGCAGCGGCUCUACGAGUUGCUCGCCAACUUGAAGCGUGAGAACAACAAGGAACUGCGGCAGAAGGUGUUACUCGGUAUUAUGUCGCUCUCUUCUCUUCUUGCUGCUGACGCAGACGCCUUGGCACCUGCCGAGGUGAGGCGGGAAAGGCGGGAGGAGAGAGAACGGCAUUUUCGGCGGGCUGUGCUGCUGACAGAUACGCUGGAGCCGCAGCAGCUCCUGAAGAAGACGCACAAAGGGCUUGAGAGUGUCAGCGAGGACGCAGUGCCGCAGCAGCAGCAGACGCAGCAAGCGAAAGUUCGGCUGCCUCCGGUUCGGCAGAGCAGUGGCAGCAGCUCCAGCAGUUCUAGCAGCAUGGGCGACAGCAGCAGCGGUAGCGGUGACAGCGGCAGCGACAACAGCGGAAGCAGCAGCAGUGGCAUCGAUGAUACAGACAGAGAGGGAAGGGCUGCGGGCAGCACUAGCAGCAGCGGCGGCAGCAAGACGGCCGCUGCUGCUGCUAGUGCUGCUGCCUUAAAUGGCGCUUACAGUGAUGCAACAGCACCGACUGCUGCUGCUGCAGAAAGCGUAGACAUCAAAAAGGAACUGCAUGCGCUGCACCAGCUCUUUGGCAGCGAUCCUACUUCGGCCGCUGAGCAGCAGCCGCAGCAGCAGCCGCAGCAGCAAGGAGCCGAAGGCGCAGACACGAAGGAAAAACACCGGGUGCGUUUUGCUGCAGAUACAAAGCUGUCUCCGCAGGGAGGGGGUCGACGCAGUAGCAGCAGCAGGAAGCAGCAGCAGCAGCAGAAAGAACAACAGUUCGAGCUCCUUCACCAUUUGGUGCCGCAGGGGUUUUCCACGAGGCCCCUGAGUGCCCCUCCGAACGUAGCUGCCUAUACACCCGACGAAGCGAAACAAAGGGUGCUGCAGUUGCUGCAGCGUGUGCAGCAGCAGCAGCACCGGCAGCUGGUCAAGCAGUACCAGUCGCUGCAGCAACAACAGCAACAGCAAGACACCGGAGCCGCAGCUGCUGCGCACGCAGUUGCGGCGGACUGCAGUAGCAUGAGGAACUCCUUUGCCGAGUUGCUGCAAUGCGCCUUCACGCGAGUCAGCACUGAGCUCGCGCGUAGAAAGGGCGAGGCAGCGUAG